AUGCCCCCUAGAGACUUCCUGCUCACUGCCUCUGAAAUUAAGGACCAAAUGGACAAACAGCAAUGGCACAGCACUCUGCAUGAGUCACUGAGGCCAAGGUCCCUCCUUGCUAAGUCUCCGGUUCCCCUCCAGAAUCAUCUGCCCUUGCCCAGUUCUAACAGUACUGACCAGUCAACCUCUGUUUCACAGACUUGUGUUAUUGACCCCAUUGUUCUUCCCUCAUCUGUCACAGCCGUGCAUUCCGGCCCGUUCCCCGCCCGUCCCAAUGCUGCCCGAGCCUGUUACCGCUAUGCGAGCGCUCCCCUACACUUGGCCGACUCCCCCACUGCUGCACCAACCUCCCCACCCUGA
Molecule: messenger RNA, 351 nt
Organism: Cantharellus anzutake
Lineage: Eukaryota; Fungi; Basidiomycota; Agaricomycetes; Cantharellales; Hydnaceae
Exons: 3
Coding region: 1-351 (116 amino acids)
Source: RefSeq, a predicted model, not a curated record